GAAGAGACUCCUUGUGAGCCACACCUCCUUGCGCCGCGAUUACCCUAUUAAAAUACGUCGGUAGUGAACGCAAACUUGUUUACAAUAAUUUAAAAAAUGACACUCAGAACUAUAGUAUUUUUCUUAAAUUUAAUUGCCAUACAUUGUUUGCACGUGCCUGAAGAUAUAGGAUUUUCUGAAAAUAAUGGCGCAUUUUAUACUGAGGAUGCAGUAUUUAUAAAUGCACUUCCACGUUCGAAACGCGAGACGAAUACAACACGCGAUGGAAAGCAACUUUUAUUGUUACAACCAAGACAGGGCGAUGCUUUUGGAUUGGAUUGCGAAACAACUAAUGGAAAGAAAGGCACCUGUAAGAGCUUCCGGGACUGCUACCCUUUGUUUAAAGUUGUUGACUUAUCCGGCUACGACGGUUGGGUCAUGGGCCAUUACGACACUUGUAGCUACAUCAGUGGAGAUAAUACUGAGGUAUUUGGUGUAUGUUGUACACAACCCGUAGGAACACCACCUCAACAGGAGCCCGAUGUACAGAGAUUAGGACUCCUUAGACCUGCAAUGCCUUUACAGUUUGCACCUAUGCAAAUACCCGGUUUCCCAAAUAUACCUCAAGCAACAGCAUACUCCCAGUGGCUAUACAAUGCAAACCAGAGGCAGGUCCCAGCCCAAUGGCCACCUGCUUUGCCUCCUCUACCCACUCACCCACCCAAUCACACACCGGCCACGCACCCGCCUUCUCUUGUCAGUGGAGAAGUGACGCAACCACCAGCAAAUCCUUCGCCCAUACCAACAACAACUUGGGGCACUAAACCUCCCAGUACAACAAAACAAACAUGGCCUCCUUUAUACCCAACACAGCCAACGAAGCCUCCAACACAGCCUGGAACUGAUAGUUCUUGCGGGAUCAAAAAUGGACCACAAACAUAUGAGAGUCCCCAAGACGAAGAAAGGAUAGUGGGUGGACAUAACGCCGAUCUGAAUGAGUGGCCCUUCGUAGUGGCGCUCUUCAAUGGCGGCAGACAGUUCUGCGGAGGGUCACUUAUAGACGAUAGACACGUUCUGUCAGCGGCUCAUUGUGUGGCACAUAUGACGUCAUGGGAUGUUGCACGACUGACAGCAAGACUCGGAGAUUACAAUAUCAGGACAAACACGGAGACUCAGCACAUCGAAAGAAAGAUUAAAAGGGUGGUCAGACAUCGUGGAUUUGAUAUGCGAACUCUGUACAACGACGUCGCCAUUUUAACUCUAGACCAACCGGUAACAUUUACAAAGAGCGUAAGGCCAGUCUGUCUUCCGUCCGGCGGACGUGCAUACGCUGGUCUAACUGCUACUGUUAUUGGAUGGGGUAGCUUGAAAGAAAGUGGACCCCAGCCCGCAGUGCUCCAAGAAGUGUCAAUACCGAUCUGGUCAAACGCAGAAUGUCGCCUCAAGUAUGGCUCUGCGGCACCCGGUGGUAUCGUAGAACAUAUGCUUUGUGCAGGGAAAGAUAAUAUGGACUCUUGUAGCGGUGACAGUGGCGGUCCCCUAAUGGUCAAUGAGGGUGGAAGGUGGACUCAAGUAGGUGUGGUCUCGUGGGGCAUCGGAUGCGGUAAGGGACAGUACCCCGGAGUAUACACCCGAGUUACAGCUUUUCUGCCAUGGAUACAAAAGAACUCAAAAUAAUAUGAAAAGUAAUUAACGUGUAUAAAAGCUUAUUUGUCAAUUUAUUAUUUUCCGUAACUCUUAUAUGUUUAUAAUAAAAUUGUAAAAAUCAGUU
Pieris rapae (cabbage white) is the source of this 1750-nucleotide messenger RNA. Its product is annotated as proclotting enzyme. The coding region runs from base 97 to 1656 and encodes 519 amino acids. Gene Ontology annotation, biological process: proteolysis. NCBI's taxonomy places the organism in Eukaryota, Metazoa, Arthropoda, Insecta, Lepidoptera, Pieridae. Gene Ontology annotation, molecular function: serine-type endopeptidase activity. The transcript is spliced from 12 exons. The record is from RefSeq and is a predicted model, not a curated record.